AUACCCCGAGACUGUCCUCGAUAUUUCCGUGAAAACUAAUGGUGCUAAUAGCUUGAAAAAAAAGAAAAGGAAAGAUAAACGGUCCGAGGAACACUGAGAUUACGAGAGUGAAAAUAAUAGUCUGACAGCCUCAAAUUAAAAGAUGGCAGAUAUCGAGGACACUCAUUUCGAGACCGGUGACUCAGGUGCUUCAGUUACCUAUCCCAUGCAAUGUUCAGCAUUGCGUAAAAACGGUUUUGUCAUGCUGAAAGCUCGACCUUGCAAGAUUGUUGAAAUGUCAACUUCCAAGACAGGCAAGCACGGUCACGCCAAGGUUCACCUUGUCGGCAUCGACAUAUUCUCAUCUAAGAAGUAUGAGGAUAUUUGCCCAUCUACACACAACAUGGACGUCCCCUUUGUCAAGCGAGAGGACUAUCAGUUGACAGACAUAUCUGACGACGGAUACUUGUGCCUGAUGGCUGACAACGGGGACCUUCGUGAGGACCUGAAGAUCCCUGAUGGCGAGUUGGGGGCCCAGUUGCGUUCCGACUAUGACGCUGGAAAAGAACUGCUGUGCACUGUACUGAAAGCCUGUGGCGAAGAGGUGGUUAUUGCCAUCAAAACCAACACUGCCCUCGACAAAUAAUUGUGUUCAGUUGCAACCGUACACAACCUCACAACCCGCUUAAUAACCAAUCGACACCUUAUCAUUGGUCAAAGAAAGAAAGAGGGGGAGGGAGGGUGAAAAAGUGAGAAAACGAGAGCGAGAGAGAAAAAAAGAGAGAGAAAUAGAGAGCAGAGUUUGAGAAAAACAUCAAGAACGUAAAACGAAUGAAACGAGCCAACAACAGUUCCAAAUAAUAAAACCAACAGCAACUCAGCGGCGGAGAAUGAUAAUAUUAAUAAUAAAACAAAACAUUAGAAAAAAACAAACAACUUUUUAUCGAAGUAACUAUUUACUAUUAUCCGAAACAGCGAGAAGCAAAAAACCGCGGCAACGACAACAACAAACUAUACGCGCUAUAAACUUUCUAAGUAAUGUAAGUAAUAAAAAACAAAAUACAAAACAAGCGAAGCAGCAACAAAAACGGAGGAAAAGAAAACGUUGAACUGGCCCGACGUAGCGCAGUGCUUGCGUCUCGGUUUUCAAACACAAACUCUCUCAAAAAAAUAACACAUUCACACGUACACACAUAAACAAGAAACACACAUGUUGUUUGUUAUAUAAGAAAUAUGGCGAAAACUUUUCAUCAAAAAAGGUUGAUUGAAAUAAGAAAAACAAAAACAAAAAAGAAUAAAAAUUGGAAAAGCCUUUACAUUUCCUACACUUUUUUCGAUUUUUUUUCUUGCUGACAUUUUUCUGAUUACAAACUCAAAAUAAAAAUACAAAUAUAACCGCGUUCUUCGAGUUGAAUAAAAAAAAAAACGCAAGAUAAACGGAAUUCGCGCGGGGGAGAAUGCGAGAAUGAAUAGUUUUUUUGGUCUCACAUUUUUCAAAAAGUGUUACUAUGAGGCAACGAGAUAAAGAAAAAUGCAUAAUUUUUUUUUCUUAAACCCCGUGUGGCCAUCAAUACCAAGAUUCGUGCAUCGGUGGACUGCGGGUGAAAAAAUUAUCUUGCUAACUGUUGCAAAAAAAAAGUCUAGACAAAAUGCGAAGUGACUGAUGUCGCGAGUGUGCGUUGUCGGUAAUAACGAGAUGAAAAAGGAAUUUCUUUUGUUUACUCUUGCCGUUUAUUUUUCCGUACUUGACGUUUUCGCGAAAAGUCUGAACAAAUCCGUAGCAGAUAACGAUUUUUUGUUUUUUUUUUUUUUUUACAUGAUGCGCGCAGUGAAUUUAUACUGUAGUUUUUUUUCGUUUUUCUUUGAGAAAAAAAUGAUCGUACAAUUGAUUACUGAGACCGAAAGAACGGUAAUAAAUGAGGGAACAACGAGGGUAUUCGUUGAUUCGAGCAAUUACGCGAUUCGCUAAUGGAAACGUUCUGUCGUAGAUAUUUGAUUUUUACGCCGCUUUUUUCUCAAUUGAAUUUCUGAUUCAUAUAACGAAUGUACUUUCGAGAAAAAAUCUAAGCCUCGUGAAUUUUCUUUAAGUUAGGAAAUCAAUGAGUAGAAUAAUUUUGGGUAGCAAAUCGCGAAGACUUCGAUUCGUAUUAACAAUAACAAAAAAAAAAAGAAAAUACACACGCGAAGCGAAUGAAUUAACGAAACUCUGAUAAAAAUGAGAAGCGAAUGAAACGAAAAAAAAAAACAAAAAGUAUAUUACGAUAAUAUAUUACCCGCUUUUACCGGGUCCGAUGAUUAGUCCCUUGGCCUAUAUAAAAUUACACAUUGAAAAAAAAAAGAAAAAAAAAACAUGACAAAGGAUAAUGAGAAACGAUAAAAAAAUAUACUUUCAAGUCUUCAUUUCCGACGCGGUGUUCAGACGAAUAGCACAUCGCGUUUCUCGAAUGAAUAUUUUUACAUGUAACUUCAAACGUAACCUAUGUGAAAUGUAUGGUUGUUCGACACGGGGACAGUUUGGAAAAGAUUAAAAAAAAAAUCAAAGAUAAAGGAAAAAAAGUGUGUUGUUGCGAAUGAAUUAUAAUCUGUCGAAGUAGUUUUCCAAUUAUUCCGAAGAAAGUCGUACUUAUUCUCAUUACGUGAGCUUUCUUUCAAAAGUGACGAAGUACAGUCACGCACGAUCAUUGAGAGGCGAGAGAAAGAAAAAUAAAUUUGUGUCGAGAGACACAACCGUGUGUCUCUUGAUACGAAAAUCACGGGUUCGAGGCUGAAAGUUUGGAGCGAGAUUACAACAUCGAAUUAAACGUCCCAAGUGAAUAAAUGAUAAAAAUAAAAAAACAAGAGAGUAGGAAGAAAGUGCUUAAGAGUCUGAGCGAGAGCAAGUAAUCACAAUAUUCAAAACGUCACGUUUUUUUUCCUCAUUAAUGAAAUGGUUUUACCAGUUUCAACUACUCGACACUAUGAUCGACCCUUUUUUCAUUUAUCUAUAAAUCUCGAUCUAUUUUUCCGUCCCGUAACAAUUCUUACUCCCUUGAUUGCGUCUCUUUUAAAAUCUUCGAUGUUUCUAAAGAAAGAAAUAUUGUUUCACACGCUAGCCUGAAAUAUUUGAAUAAAGUGUAACGUAUUGGGAAACUAAAAAAAAAAAAAAACAAUGACAACAAAAUGUUUAUAUAAAUAAGUGGGUGUACAUCCUGAGCUUUUCAUAGGAAGUUAUUCCCAAUUUUUGAGGUAUCGAGGGACAGAGAAUAAAGAUUUUUUUUACAGUUUUUAUUUGCUUGUUUUAAUGACUGAAAAUGCCAAACCUGAAUUGCUGAAGUGUAAACGAUUUUGAAAAAGACCUAGAGAACAAUUCCAGCACAUUGAGGUGUGGGGAAAGAGUCGAGAUCAUUGAAUCUGAAAUAAGCACUCGGUAAAUCGUUCAAUAUAAUGUGUGUCCCGUUGUAAUUUCCUUCGAAACUCUUUGAUAUGCGAUUAUGAAUUAAAGAUCUAAACUUAACAAUUAUAAUCUAAGUGAACACAAUACCUAAAAAAUAACAAACGAAAGGAAAGAGCAUAAAAACGAAAGAGAAACAAAGUAAAUCAGCGUCUGUACUACACGUGUGCUAUGUUGGACCAGGUACAAAUAAUUUAAAUGUGCUUUGUUAUGGACUUGUAAGACGAUUAUUGAGGAGAAUUACGAAAAAAAAAACAAAAAAAAACAAAAAGAGAUGAAGAGAUGGAGAAUAAGAAGAAAAAAUGGCACAUCGGGUGUGCAACAGCGCGUAUGAAAGACAGUGCGUAAGUGCUUUAAUAACUGAGAGAUUAAAACAAACAAACAAAACAAGACGAGUGAAAGAAUUGAGUUUAGAGAACUUAGAUAAAAACAAAAAACUGUAAAGCGCAAAAAAACUUUUUUUCACACAAGCGCUUGUAGCGAUUUCGAGGGAGCGCAAGUUUCUUAUUUUUUUCUUUUUCUUUUUUUUUCUACGUACCUUUAGUCCCGAAAGUUUCUUCGAAACGAUAAAAGUAAAGCGUUGAUAACGCGUCGUCGCCUCAAAUUACAAAGAACAAAAUACGAAUGAAACAAAAAAAAUCAAUUAACAAACGCUAUUAUUCAGGGUGUAACCGAUUUGAAAUGAUCGGUAUCUUAGUUAACUAAUACUGUCUCAGGAUCGUAAACGAUGAAAACUUGCGUGCGACAAAUAUGUUACUGUGAAGUUGAAUUUAUAUAAAAAAUGAAGAAAAAAAAAACGAAGAAAACAGGAAGCGACAUAUGAUCGGAGGGGGGAAAAAAUCAUACGAGUAAUACAACAAUUAUCACAGUUUCGCAUUUCAAUGUCGAGUAAUAUUGAAUAAAUAAUAUUACAAAUUUACUCUUAGAUACGCAAUAUAAUCUUUUUCUUGUUAUAAGCACGAACGAUGAAUGAAAAAAAAAAAAAAAAAAACAAAACAAGUGUGUGGAUAAAAAUUAUGUUCUGUACGAAAAACGGUAUAGCUGCAACGCCCGUUCAACAAAUCGGGAAAAUGAAAAUCAACUUCCGGUUUGAAGAUAAAACGCCUGAAUACUAGAUAUAAUGAGAUUGAAGAUACUUACCAAGCCGCACGUUCAUUGCAAUUCAUCAACGAAAAAUUGGUUUUCAUAAUCGACGAAAAAAAAAAAACUUCCUAAUACCGAAUUAAAAGUGUGCGAUAAUUUUAAUUUUUGUUCAUAACGAAAGAAUGUUUUUUCUUUGUUUUCGUUGCGAGUACAGAAAUAAUUUAUUUACACAAUUGUUUCGAUGUAGUUUUAAAAUACUAUUUCCGCAGUAAAUAUCGGACUUUUUUCGUUACCCCCGCAACACUUGCUAUACACAGCGAAAAAUGCCUUCUGCGGUGCGAAAAUAUGAUUGACGUCGAAAAAUAAAAAAUCUAAAUCGUC
Messenger RNA from Venturia canescens, 4873 nucleotides. It is a transcript of the gene eEF5, whose product is annotated as eukaryotic translation elongation factor 5. Lineage: Eukaryota; Metazoa; Arthropoda; Insecta; Hymenoptera; Ichneumonidae. The transcript has 4 exons. Gene Ontology annotation, molecular function: ribosome binding; RNA binding; translation elongation factor activity. The record is from RefSeq and is a predicted model, not a curated record. Gene Ontology annotation, biological process: positive regulation of translational elongation; positive regulation of translational termination; translational elongation. Bases 143 to 625 code for a protein of 160 amino acids.